AUGGCAAAAGCGGCAACUGCAAAAGGCAAAGGCAACGCGCAUGCAAAGGCACCUACAAAAGCAGCACCAAAGAAAGCAGCUCCGAAAAAAACACCAGCCACACAACAUAAGAAGACAGGUUCACAGAAGCGACCAGCCGAGAAUGAAUCCUCUGAUGAAUCUUCUGAAGAGUCGGAUCAUAGGCGACGUAAGAAGAAAUGUGUGAGGCCGACAGAAGCUAGUGAUGAUGAGGUGGUUGAUGCUGGUAAUAAGGAUGACAAAGAACCAGAGGUGAUGGGUGGUGAGCCGGAAAGUGAGCACGAAUCCCCAGAUGACUCUGAGUGCAAGAAGGACUUGGCUAGGGAUGUUCGGCUCGUCUUCACAGACACCAUCAAGGUGACAUUCAUUCACAAGGACAACAGGGUGGAGACGCUAAGCAGGCGCUGUGGUGUGGAAAGCGAAAGGCAUUCCACACUGGUAGCAACUCCUCCUGUCAGCAACAUAUUCGUCAGCAUUACGACAUGUAUCAACAACGAUGCAAAGAAGCAAAUGUACCAGAACAUCAUUGGGCGAUCCCUUGAACGGUUUGGAAGAGAAUGGAAGAAGAGCGAAUGGGGAAGGAUGUGGGGUGACAAGGAACACUGGAUGGUUGACGACCAGAUGGCUCCUGGUCUAAUCUCUACAACUGCAGAUAUGUGGAGUGCUGAUACCAUGAAGGCGGCUUUCCUAGGCGUCACUGUGCAUUGGAUUGAUGUGAAGAGAAAGGAGGGUGAAGAGACAUGGGAGAUGCGCUCAGAGGUUAUCGGCUUUCGAUCAGUCUCAGGCGACCACAACAGGAAGAACUUGGGCUCCACACUCUUACCCUGGACAACACCCACAAAAUGUGAAACUAUUGAAGCGACGCACACACAACGAAAUCUUCCUCCGUGGUCUGCAGAGGAGAACCAACUUCCUUGUCUAGGUCAUGUUGUCAACCUCGCAGAAGUUGACGUGAUGACUCAUAUCACCAAGAUCGCAGCUGUGGAAACAGCUACAGCUAUCUGGGAAUAUGACCCAUCACUGCCUGACAACCGCAUGCUGAAUGGUUCCUUGGAUGUAACUGCGGCUAUCCGGACUCUUGCUAUCAAGAUUCAAUCAUCCGGGCAGCGCAUUGAAGCAUUCGAGAAGCUACAAAUUGAAUGUGGCUUGAAAGACGCCCUCAAGAUCCCCCUUCACAGCAACGUUUGA
This is a messenger RNA of Laccaria bicolor S238N-H82, 1206 nucleotides long. RefSeq lists its product as uncharacterized. The transcript is spliced from 8 exons. Bases 1 to 1206 code for a protein of 401 amino acids. The record is from RefSeq and is a predicted model, not a curated record. Lineage: Eukaryota; Fungi; Basidiomycota; Agaricomycetes; Agaricales; Hydnangiaceae.